Messenger RNA from Phytophthora sojae, 1500 nucleotides. RefSeq lists its product as hypothetical. Gene Ontology annotation, biological process: zinc ion transport; transmembrane transport. Gene Ontology annotation, cellular component: membrane. Lineage: Eukaryota; Oomycota; Peronosporomycetes; Peronosporales; Peronosporaceae. Gene Ontology annotation, molecular function: monoatomic cation transmembrane transporter activity. The record is from RefSeq and is a predicted model, not a curated record. The coding region runs from base 1 to 1500 and encodes 499 amino acids. The transcript is spliced from 4 exons.
AUGCUGGGCUCUCUGCGCGCGCUGCGGGCCACGCGGCCGUCGCUGCGGCAGCCGCAGAGUCUGCGCAGGCUGUCGCUCGCGCCGCUACGCCGUCGCGCGCCGCUGCCGGCGGUGCUGCCGCCGCGGCGUAGCCGCGAGUCGAUGCUGCUGACGCAGCCGCCGUCGUUCCGCUGGCUGGCGACUGUUGCGCCCGACGCCAAGGCCACGACGCCAGAGGACGGCAAGAAGCUGAAAGACGGCAAGAGCGCAACUAUGGGCAUCGCCGGUGACGACGACGACGAUGACGACGACGAGCCGUUCCUGACCAAGAUCGUGGAGCCCACGUACCCCACGCCCAAGCCGCGCACAGACAUCAACAAGGCCUACUUCCCGGGCAAGGUGUACCGCUCCACGUCGCGCGACGUGGUGUUCCGGGCCAUGGCGGGCAACACGGCCAUCACGACGCUCAAGGUGCUGGCGUGGCUCAAGACUGGCUCCAGCGCCAUGCUCUCGGAAGCGAUCCACUCGCUCGUGGACACCGGCAACCAGGCCGUCCUCAUCUUGGGCUUGAAGCAGGCCUCGGGCGUGCCGGACAAGAAGCACCAGUACGGAUACGGUCGCGCCGCGUACUUUUGGUCGCUCAUCUCGGCGCUGGGAAUCUUCUGGCUGGGCUCGGGCGUGACGAUUUUCCACGGCAUCCAGACCAUUUUGGACCCCCCGAAGGAGCUCUUCCUGUCGUGGGAGGUCUGGUGCGUGCUUGCGGCCUCCUUCGGCAUCGACGGCUGGGUGCUGAAGCGGUCAGUGCAGGACCUGCUGGCGUCCAAGCCCAAGAACAUGUCGUUUUACCAGCACGUGAAGCGGACGAAGGACCCGUUCAUGAUGGCGGUGCUGCUGGAGGACAUGUCGGCGUGCACGGGUGUCAUCAUGGCCGGGUGCGGUAUCGGAGCCAGCCACAUAACAGGCAACCCGCUAUGGGAUAGCCUCGCAAGUAUCUCUAUUGGUGUGCUUCUCGGCGGCGUUGCCGUGUCGCUCAUCCGUCUGAACCAGAAGUUUCUAUUGGGUCAGUCCGUGGAGCCCGAGAUCGAGAAGGGAAUUCGGGAGCUGUUGCUGGCGCGUCCGUCCAUCGACAACGUGUAUGCUGUCCAGUCCCAGUGGGUUGGUCCAUCGACAUUCAGCUACAAGGCUGAAGUCGAUUUUGACGGAACAUAUCUGGCUGCCAAACUGCUGCGAAUGUACAAGCCCGUGUUCCUGGAAACAAAGGAUUUGGAGAACGACCUUCCUCUCAUCCUAGCCUGGUACGCCGAGGAUGUGACCCGCCUGGUCGAGAAGGAGGUCCAGGAGGUGGAAGAGGUGAUCCGCAGCAUUUACCCUGAGGCCGCCUUCAUCGAGCUGGAGCCUGAUAGCAAGGAGUCGGAGAUGCGCGCCGUGUUAAGCAUGCAGACGAAGUCCUCCCGCACGAGUGAGCGGGAAGCCAUGACAACGCAAGACGACAGAUGCGGAUCGUCCUUCUACCGGUACUAG